AUGAUUCAAAAUAUUAAGAAGAUAGCUCUGCUCUCUGAGCAUGUCAAUCUGCUUACUGCUGAAGUGAAAUCUGAGACAGCAGAUCAGAAAAUGCAGGAUUUUAAGAUACAGAUUGAUCUGACUGAGAGAGAGCAGCAGAAACUCUUCUCUGAGAACAUAGCAGAGAGAGAUUUUGAGAUGAUUAUUAUCUCAGAUAAGAAGAAGAAGAAGAAGAAUAAGAAUAAGAAAUGA
Messenger RNA from Blastomyces gilchristii SLH14081, 231 nucleotides. RefSeq lists its product as uncharacterized. Bases 1 to 231 code for a protein of 76 amino acids. The transcript has a single exon. The record is from RefSeq and is a predicted model, not a curated record. NCBI's taxonomy places the organism in Eukaryota, Fungi, Ascomycota, Eurotiomycetes, Onygenales, Ajellomycetaceae.